CGUAAGCAGGGUGGCUUAUGUUAUUGACCAAUGUGGAAGUGUGUACUCGCGCAUCAAAAACAGCGCGUAAAAAGUGAAAUUUUAUUAGCAAGAAACUGAAGGGAACUGUACUGUAGCAGUAGCAGAGAGGAACAAAAAAAAAAAAAAAAAAGAAGAAGAAGAAGAAGAAAGGGAAUACUAAAAAUUAAAGGAAAAAGGGAUAAAAAGAAUAAGAAAAGAAGAGAAAUACUGGGUUGCCAUUUUCUUGUAAAAGAAGAUCCAGCGUUACUUCUCUGUUACAUAUUUAUAUAGGCAGCAGUAGCAGCAGGACCCUAACUUCCACUUCUUACACACUAGCAACUAUAACCUAUUACCUUUAUAAAGAGUUUGUUCUCUUCUCACCUCCAUUUUUGUGUAACACCAAAAUCACCCCUUCCAAAACAACACACAGAUACAGUAUACAUACUUGCAUCAUCCUAUAGUCUUUUUAUUAUAUAUAAAUAUAAUAUCUCAGAUAUUGUCUUCACAGUACGCAGAGAGAGAAAAGAAUGGGAAGAGGAAGAGUAGAGUUGAAGAGGAUAGAGAACAAAAUCAAUCGCCAAGUGACCUUCUCUAAAAGGAGGAAUGGAUUGUUGAAAAAAGCUUAUGAGCUGUCUGUGCUUUGUGAUGCUGAGGUUGCUCUUAUUAUCUUCUCCAGUCGUGGAAAGCUCUAUGAAUUUGGUAAUGCUGGAACAACCAAAACCCUUGAGCGGUAUCAACGUUGCUGUUUCACUCCUCAGGAUAACAGCAUUGAACGUGAAACACAGAACUGGUACCAAGAAGUGACGAAAUUAAAGGCAAAAUAUGAAUCUCUUCAACGCACUCAAAGGCAUUUGCUUGGGGAAGAUCUCGGGCCGCUAAGUGUGAAGGAACUGCAAAAUCUCGAGAAACAGCUGGAAGGAGCCCUUGCAUUAGCUAGGCAAAGAAAGACGCAGAUUAUGAUUGAGCAAAUGGAGGAUCUUCGCAAGAAGGAGCGCCACCUUGGAGACUUAAACAAGCAACUCAAAUUUAAGCUUGAAGCAGAAGGGCAAAAUCUCAAAGCCAUUCAAGACCUAUGGAAUUCUGGUGCAACAGAAGGAACAAGCAACUUCACUUUGCAUCCUUCUCAAUCCAACCCCAUGGAGUGUGACCCCGGACCAGUUCUACAAAUAGGGUACCAUCAUCACUAUGUUCAAGCUGAAGGAUCUUCUGUUGGAAGAAACAUGGGUAGUGAGACUAACUUCAUGCAAGGAUGGGUACUUUGAAGAAUUUAUCAAACCCCGAAUAUGAUAUGUAUGCUUUGAAAUGUCUAAUGGUUUUUGGAUUUGGCAUUUGUGAUAUUUCCAUGUCCUGAUGUGUAAGGCAAGAACAUACUUAUUAUUUUAUUAUCUGACAUUAAGACACUAAUUCUCAGA
Messenger RNA from Ricinus communis (castor bean), 1412 nucleotides. RefSeq names its product agamous-like MADS-box protein MADS3. The transcript has 8 exons. NCBI's taxonomy places the organism in Eukaryota, Viridiplantae, Streptophyta, Magnoliopsida, Malpighiales, Euphorbiaceae. Gene Ontology annotation, cellular component: nucleus. The record is from RefSeq and is a predicted model, not a curated record. The coding region runs from base 528 to 1262 and encodes 244 amino acids. Gene Ontology annotation, molecular function: protein dimerization activity; RNA polymerase II cis-regulatory region sequence-specific DNA binding; DNA-binding transcription factor activity, RNA polymerase II-specific. Gene Ontology annotation, biological process: positive regulation of transcription by RNA polymerase II.